Messenger RNA from Rhineura floridana, 4637 nucleotides. RefSeq lists its product as uncharacterized. The coding region runs from base 209 to 4549 and encodes 1446 amino acids. The transcript has 11 exons. Lineage: Eukaryota; Metazoa; Chordata; Lepidosauria; Squamata; Rhineuridae. The record is from RefSeq and is a predicted model, not a curated record.
UCCACCCCCACCCCCAAUAUAAAGAAUUGGGGAAGAGACGGGGGUGGUGAGAGCUGGGCAAGGGGUUUUUCCAAGCAGCGGUUCUGUGAUCUGUAUCGAGGAAGAACUUGGAGAGAUCUGGGGAGAACCUUGGCAUGACUGUUUAGAACUUACCAUCCGUUCUAGAAUUUUCCUGAGUGUGACGCCAUUUUUGUGAGGUCAGCCAAGGAUGAAAAUGGAGGAGCAAGACUUGACCAGCCGUGUGCUGGGGAAGGCGUCCGAGGGGACAAGAAAAGACCCUCAUGUCCUCCAGACUGGGACUAUCGGGGAAUACCUGCAAAGGACACCUGCAGAGGAGAUUAAGCAGGAACCGGAUGAGGGUUCACUUCAGCAGUGGGAAGCCCAGUGGCAAGAGUUCCUGAAGACAGUGGAAGUCCCUCACUCAGAUCGGGCAUCCUCUAGCUUGCCGCAGGAGGCGUGGGACAACAGUAAGGCUUUCCUGGCUUCCUUUGAGCAAGUGGCUAAAGCUUGUCGGUGGCCAAAGGAAGAGUGGGCAGCCCGACUCUUGCCAGCUUUGAGUGGCGAGGCCGAGCAGGCCUUUGGUAGACUGGAGGCAGGAGACAGAGAGGAUUAUGGGAAAGUAAAGGCAGCCAUCUUGCGAGCGGAUGUCAUGAGGCAGGAGGAGCAGCGUCAGCGCUUCAGGCGCUUCUGCUACCAGGAGGCCGAAGGGCCGAGGGGGGCUCACAGCCGACUCCGGGAACUCUGCCGACAGUGGCUGAAAGUCGAGAGCUGUGCUAAGGAGGAGAUCCUGGAUCUGCUGAUCCUGGAGCAGUUUCUGACCGUCCUGCCACCAGAGAUCCACUGCUGGGUCAGGGAGUGCGGCCCGGAAAAUUGCUCCCAGGCGGUGGCCUUGGCUGAGGACUUCCUGCUGAGGCAGCAAGAGGCCAAAAGACAGGCAAAGCAGGUCACAUUUGAAGAGGCGAAGGCAAGUUCCCCUGAAGCAGCCCAGGCUGUGUCCGAUAUCGAGCAAAACCCUCUGUGUGUGGAGACCAAGCAGGAAGAUAACAGGGACGCCGGCCUAUUAGGUGAUGUGUGGAAAAAAGAGAAUGAAGGGGAACCAUGUGGGAAUUUCUUAGGAAGAAUCGAGUAUGAAGAGUUGAAAGAUAAUUUUUGGAGUCAAGGUAGAUCAGCGAGCCUGGAAAGAAAUCACGUGGAGGAGAGGAGGGUUAAGUCUAUGCCUUAUCAAGGUGGAGAAAUCUCAGCCCAGCGGGAAAACGAAACAGAAAAAAGAGGGAAUGCAUGCCCCAGUGAUCAUUGGGGAAUCCACACAGAAGAGAAACCAAAUAAGAUCUUAACAUUUGGAAAGAACUUCAUUGAGAGCAGAUACCUUACUGAAUCUGAAGCACUCAAAAAAGGGGAGAGCUCUUAUAUAUACCUGGACUGUGGAGAGAACUUGAGUCACAGCACAGCUCUCAGAUCGCAUCAAGAUAUCCCCACAGGUGAUGGGCAAUAUAAAUGCUCAGAUUCGAGCGAGAGCUUUUGUGAUCAAUCCAGCCGUCUUAAGCAUCCGAGAAUCCAAAAAGGGGAGAAGCUGUAUAAAUGCUUGGAGUGUGGGAAAUGCUUCGGUCGUAGCGCACACCUCACCUCACACCAAAUAAUCCACACAGGGGAGAAACCGUAUCAGUGCUUAGAAUGUGGGAAAAGCUUCGUUCAGAGCGCUCACCUUGCUUCACACCAAAUAAUCCACACUGGGGAAAAGCCAUACCAAUGCUUAGAGUGCGGAAAGAGCUUCAACAAGAGCACAAACUUCCUUAGACAUCAGAAGCUUCACAAAGGGGAGAAGCCACACAGAUGCUUGGACUGUAGCAAGAGCUUCUCUGACAAACCAAGUCUUAUUCAACAUCAGAGAGUCCACACAGGGGAGAAACCCUAUAAAUGCUUGGAAUGUGGAAAGAGCUUCAGUCACAGGGGGAGCCUUAGUGCACAUCAAAGGAUGCACACAGGGGAGAGGCCAUAUACAUGCUCUGACUGUAGCAAGAGCUUCCGCGAUCAAUCGAGCCUUAUUAGGCAUAAGAGAAUCCACACUGGGGAGAAACCAUAUACUUGCUCAGAGUGCGGAAAAAGCUUCAGCCAGAGCACCAACCUGACUUUACACCAGAGAAUCCACACCGAGGGGAAACUCCCCCAUGAACCUGCCCAUAUGCUUGAUACAGGUGUGGCCGUCUUAGUUUUUUCAGCAAAUCCUACAAACAGUCUGGUGGCAUCUUAUAAGAGAACUCACACACAGGAGAAACCAUAUACAUGCUCAGUGUGUGGAAAGGGCUUCAAUUACAGCAAAAGCCUUGCUUCACACCAAAGAAUCCACACAGGAGAGAAACCGUAUAACUGCCAGGACUGUGGAAAGGGCUUAUGUGAUCAGUCAAGCCUUAUUAAACACAGGAGGAUACAUACAAAGGAAAAACCAUAUAAAUGCUUUGAAUGUGAAAAAAGCUUUAGACGGAAGAGCUUCAGUUACAAGGCAAGCCUUAGUUCUCAUCAAAGCAUUCACACAGGGGAGAGGCCAUACAAAUGCUCCGACUGUAGCAAGAGUUAUUGUGUUCAAACAAGUCUUAUUAAGCACAAGAGAAUUCACAGAGGAGAGAAACCAUAUAAAUGCAUAGAGUGUGGAAAGACCUUCAAUCACAGCACAAGUCUUACUUCCCAUCAAAGAAUACACACGGGAGAAACCAUACAAAUGCUUAGGAUGUGCCAAGUUCUAAAAAGGGGCAGCACUGAAACUGAGGAGCAGGAAGCUGACAGUCAGUGCCAUCCUCUGGGCUGGAUCAUGGAAGGCAGGAGGGUCUUUCUCAUCCAGCUCCUGGCUAACUGGGCAGAGGAAGAGCCCGCACCCCCUGCAGUUUCUUUCCCUGAGGGCCACAUGCCCUUCUGGAUCACGCUCCAUUUUUCUAGAUUGCCAAGUAUGAAAAUGGAGGAGCAAGACCUUAUGGGCUCUGCCUUAGGGAAGAGAGCAGAAGAAAAAGGAAAAGCCCUUCAUGUCCUCCAGGCUGGGAGUAUUGGGGAAUAUCUGAAAAGGAGGCCAAGGGAACAGGUUAAGCAGGAACCAGGAGAGGGCUCACUUCAGCUGUGGGAAGCCCAGUGGCGGGAGUUCCUGAAGACAGUGGAAUCCCCCGAAGCACACUGGGCAAACCCACCCCUGCCAGAAGAGCCCACCCCGUGGGAUGAUGCCAAGGCCUUCCUGGCCUCCUUCGAGCAAGUGGCCAAAUCCUGCCGGUGGCCCCAGGAAGACUGGACAGCCCGUCUCUUGCCAGCCCUCUGCGGGGAGGCCGAGCAGGCCUUUAUCAGCUUGGAGGCCAGAGACAGAGAGGAUUAUGGGAAGGUGAAGGCAGCCAUCUUGCGUGGGGACGCUGUGAAGAGGGAGAAGAAUCGCCAACGCUUCCGGCGUUUCUGCUACCAGGAGGCCGAGGAGCCGAGAGGGGCUUACAGGCGGCUCCAGGAACUCUGCCGACGAUGGCUGAAGGUGGAGAGGCACUCCAAGGAGCAGAUCCUGGAGCUGCUGAUCCUGGAGCAGUUCCUGGCCAUCUUGCCACCGGAGAUCCAGUGCUGGGUGAGGGAGCACGGCCCGGAGACUUGCUCCCAGGCAGUAGCCCUGGCCGAGGAUUUCCUGCUGAGACAACGAGAAGCCAAGAGGCAAGCAAACCAGGGUUCCUCUCUGCUGUUACAGAUGGUACUUGAGAAGGCAGCUCUGGGUUCCUCUGAGGCAGGAUGGGCUCCACCUGAGGUCGAGCAGAGGCAGGUGUGCAGAGAGACCAAGCAAGAAUAUGAGGAGGCGGCCAACUUGUUGGCAGGAGCUGAGUGGGACUGCGAGGAUGAGGAGGAACCAGACGGGAUACCUUCGCAAACACUUCUGCAUCAAGAGGAAGAAGAGAAUGCUGGUGAUCAGAGUGGACCAAACAGGCAGCAGAGAAGAAAUUUGGAACCAAAUGAGAAGAGGAGGAAUAAAUCUGUUGCCAUUCAGGUUGGCAAUUUCCAUGAAUUCCUGAGCCAACAGAAGGGAAAGAGAUCAAAUAAGUGUGCCGUGUGUGGCAAAUGCUUCAGUUGCAAAUCAAGCCUCAAGGCACAUCAGAGAGUCCACACAGGAGAGAAACCCUAUAAGUGUUCAGAAUGUGGAAAGAGCUUCAUUCAAGUCUCGAACCUCACUGCACAUAAAAGAACCCACACAGGAGAGAAACCUUACAACUGCUCAGAGUGUGGAAAGUGCUUCAGCCGGAGUGACCAUCUUACUUUACAUCAAAGGACACACACAGGGGAGAAACCUUAUAUGUGUGUUGAGUGUGGGAAGAGUUUUAGUCAGAGCACAGACCUUACCUCACAUCAGAGAAUUCACACUGGAGAAAAACCUUAUAAAUGUUUGGAGUGUGGAAAGAAUUUCAGCCGGAGUUACCGUCUUACUAUACAUCAGAGAAUGCACACAGGGGAGAAGCCAUAUAAAUGCUUGGAGUGUGGAAAGAGCUUCAGUCGGAGCGACCAUCUUACUUCACAUAAAAAAAUGCACACAAGGGAGAAAUCAUAACUUUUACCCUGUUAUUAGCCAUCUGAGAAUUCCUCAAAAUGCUCAGUUUAGCGAAAGCUGUUAUGAUAAAUCAAGCUUGAUUAUACAU